UAAAAUCUGAAAAUGUAAGGCUCCAUGAGACCGCACGGUGGCGCUGCAGGUUAAGAAGACAGGGCAUAGAAAUUGCUUCUGUAAUUCCCCUGUCGGGGCCAGUUUCUCACCGCCUAGAAGCAAAAGGUGUGCCUUUUUCAGCCAAAGCACAGGCGAGUGUGAAACCUUAAAUAUUCUAUUGGGAGGCUUGAUUGUGACGUUCUGGACUGUGAGAUAGUGCUGCCAGGAUCCUGGGCAUUUGCGAAGCUACUGCGAAGCUGAGGAAAGAGCCAUGGAGGCUGCAUGGAUGCGCAAUCUGAGACAAAGGCAAGUCCUGGCUUUCUUUGUUUUGCUGAGUGUGUCUGGGGCAGGGGCAGAACUGGGUCCCUAUUUCAUAGAGGAAGAAACAGAGAGGGGCUCCUUUGUGGCAAAUCUUGGGAAAGAUCUGGGGGUGGAGCUGGCAGAGAUAUCCAGCCGGAGGGCUCGGAUCAUUUCCCAGGAAAACAAAGAGCAUUUGCAGCUCAACGUUCAAUCUGGAGAUUUGCUCAUAAAUGAGAGACUGGACCGAGAGGAGCUGUGUGGCCCCAUUGAGCCUUGUGUUCUGCAUUUCCAAGUGUUAAUGGAAAACCCUUUAGAGAUAUUUCAGGCUGAACUGAGGGUGACGGACAUAAACGACUAUUCUCCAGUGUUCAGUGAAAGAGAAAUGAUACUGAGGAUACCAGAAAACAGUGCUCGGGGAAAUACAUUCCCUUUAAACAAUGCUCUGGACUCAGACGUAGAUAUCAACAAUAUCCAGACCUAUAGGCUCAGCUCAAACUCUCAUUUCCUGGUUGUAACCCGCAACCGCAGUGAUGGCAGGAAGUACCCAGAGCUGGUGCUGGAGAAAGAACUGGAUCGAGAGGAGGAACCUGAGCUGAGGUUAACGCUGACAGCUUUGGAUGGUGGCUCUCCUCCCCGGUCUGGGACGACACAGGUCCUCAUUGAAGUAGUGGACACCAACGAUAAUGCACCCGAGUUUCAGCAGCCAACAUACCAAGUGCAAACUCCCGAGAACAGUCCAACCGGCUCUCUGGUACUCACAGUCUCAGCCAAUGACUUAGACAGUGGAGACUAUGGGAAAGUCUUGUACGCACUUUCGCAACCCUCAGAAGAUAUUAGCAAAACAUUCGAGGUAAACCCUGUAACCGGGGAAAUUCGCCUACGAAAAGAGGUGAAUUUUGAAACUAUUCCUUCGUAUGAAGUGGUUAUCAAGGCCACGGACGGGGGAGGUCUCUCAGGAAAAUGCACUCUGUUACUGCAGGUGGUGGACGUGAAUGACAAUGCCCCAGAAGUGAUGCUAUCUGCGCUAACCAACCCAGUCCCAGAAAAUUCCCCCGAUGAGGUAGUGGCUGUUUUCAGUGUUAGAGAUCCUGACUCUGGGAACAACGGAAAAGUGAUUGCAUCCAUCGAGGAAGACCUGCCCUUUCUUCUAAAAUCUUCAGGAAAGAACUUUUACACUUUAGUAACCAAGGGAGCACUUGACAGGGAAGAAAGAGAGCAAUUGAACAUCACCAUCACAGUCACUGACCUGGGCAUACCCAGGCUCACCACCCAACACACCAUAACAGUGCAGGUGGCAGACAUCAACGACAAUGCCCCCUCCUUCACCCAAACCUCCUACACCAUGUUUGUCCGCGAGAACAACAGCCCCGCCCUGCACAUAGGCACCAUCAGCGCCACAGACUCAGACUCAGGAUCCAAUGCCCACAUCACCUACUCGCUGCUACCGCCCCAAGACCCACAGCUGGCCCUCGACUCCCUCAUCUCCAUCAAUGUAGACAACGGGCAGCUGUUCGCGCUCAGGGCGCUAGACUAUGAGGCUCUGCAGGGCUUCGAGUUCCAUGUGGGCGCCACAGACCAAGGCUCGCCCGCGCUCAGCAGCCAGGCUCUGGUGCACGUGGUGGUGUUGGACGACAAUGACAAUGCGCCCUUCGUGCUCUACCCGCUGCAAAACGCCUCUGCACCCUUCACUGAGCUGCUGCCCAGGGCGGCAGAGCCUGGAUACCUGGUUACCAAGGUGGUAGCUGUGGACCGCGACUCUGGCCAGAAUGCCUGGCUGUCAUUCCAGCUGCUCAAGGCCACGGAGCCCGGGCUGUUCAACGUAUGGGCGCACAAUGGCGAGGUACGCACCUCCAGGCUGCUGAGCGAGCGCGACGCACCCAAGCACAAGCUGCUGCUGUUGGUCAAGGACAAUGGAGAUCCUCCACGCUCUGCCAGUGUUACUCUGCACGUGCUAGUGGUGGAUGCCUUCUCUCAGCCCUACCUGCCUCUGCCAGAGGUGGCGCACGACCCUGCACAAGAAGAAGAUGCGCUAACACUCUACCUGGUCAUAGCUUUGGCAUCUGUGUCUUCUCUCUUCCUCUUGUCUGUGCUGCUGUUCGUGGGGGUGAGGCUCUGCAGGAGGGCCAGGGCAGCCUCUCUGAGUGCCUAUUCUGUGCCUCAAGGCCACUUUCCUGGCCAGCUGGUGGAUGUCAGAGGUAUGGGGACCCUGUCCCAGAGCUACCAGUAUGAUGUAUGUCUGAUGGGGGAUUCUUCUGGGACCAGCGAAUUUAACUUCUUAAAGCCAGUUCUGCCUAGCUCUCUGCACCAGUGCUCUGGGAAAGAAAUAGAGGGAAAUUCCACACUCCAGAAUAGUUUUGGGUUUCAUCAUUAAUAGAAAACUACUUUACAGAUAUUUAAUUCCAAAUAUCAUCUUGUUGAUUAACUAAAGUCUGUUCACAUGUAGCUAGCUAGCAACGAUUUUAAUGUUCACUUUACCCAUCUUUUUUCAGGGUCAUGUCUAAAGCUACAAGUUUGGCUUUACUUAUACUUGUCGCACAGAAUUUUCCAUGAGGUCUCAGAAAACAAAAAGGGUUUAUCAGCAGUUUAUGUGUUCACUAAAACUUUUCUACCACUUUGUUUUUCUUCCUCAUUAUCUCUCCCUGUUUUAUGUAAGUGUUCUGUUUGUAGACUUCUUGAAUUACUAAAAUGCUGUAUUGUGCAUUAUUUACAUAUAUAAUAGUUGGUAUUUCUGUAUUUCCUUUCUAUACUGACAGUCUCAUUGAAUUGCCACUUUUGAUUUUAUUAUAUAUAAUUGUUGUCUUAAGCUAUGCUAAUAUUUUACAGUUUUGUUUCCUUGUUUAUAUAUCUUGAUUUAAAAAUCUAUUUCUGUCAUAAGUAAUACAAGUAUCUAGUUAACCUAAAAAUAAGAGUAGUAUUGUAAGAUAUUGAGAUCGUGUAGAUGUGUCUUAAUUUUUGAGAAUCAAGGCAAUUUUGGCAUUCUAAGGCAUCAAAUAGAAGUUUUUCAAUUUUUCUUUUAAUUCUUCGUGAAAACUAGGAGGUAGGCAUUAAACUUUUGACGUCUUACAAUCCAGCCACAGUCUUUUGAAUAAACAGUGUAUAUUUAUCUUCAA
Rattus norvegicus (Norway rat) is the source of this 3410-nucleotide messenger RNA. RefSeq names its product protocadherin beta 16 (gene Pcdhb16). The transcript has a single exon. The record is from RefSeq and is marked validated. Bases 272 to 2671 code for a protein of 799 amino acids. Lineage: Eukaryota; Metazoa; Chordata; Mammalia; Rodentia; Muridae.